AUGUCAAAGUUUCCCAACCAUGGCCUUUUCACUCGCACCGCCGCCGUCUCAUCUCGCUCCACCUCCCUCAUAGCUCACGCCAGAAGAGGCACUCCGCGGCGACGCUCAGCCGCCAUCGCCCCCAUCAGCUCACUCACCUUGUCGUCAGGUCAGCCAAGCAGCCCGGCCAGCUCCGCCCUAGCUGCCGCUCAGCCAACGUCCUCACCAUCACAGCAGCCAUUUAUCGGUCCUCUUACUUACGCUGCGUCGGAAAUCGCAUCGGCUGGUCCUGCAGCGUCAGAUACCUUUUCAUCCUCUAAUUCUCGCGCAGAAUCAUCACAACUCGCCUUCGCCAGCAACGGACAUGUUGUGAAUGACCCUCGUUGGGCUCGCGACCUACAUGCCGAGCAGGUCCUUGGCCUUGUUCGGUCUCCCGAGGCCGCGCCACGCACUACCUUCAGCCCUUUCGACAACGACUUCGCAUCCACAUCAGCGCUUACCCUCGCGGAUCUCGCAGUCCAGCUUCCGUGUCCUGCUUCCAUCUCCGCCGCCGCCCGCCAUCUAGCAAGACCGUCCACAUCUCCCUUCACCGUCUCGUCUUUUGACCGUAUACCCGCAAACCGCACUCAGUCUUUCAACUCAAUACCCCACACACGAAGUGUACACAUCUUCUUUCCCAACGCUGCCGCGUCCCAUGCUCUCAGCUCAGUAGCCACCUCAUCGCUGGAUGCUUCCAAUCAAGCUGCUUCUCUGGAAGCCAGCGCAGCCGACACGUCUUUUGUUCGUCGUCGUAACGCCGGUUCAUCCUCUGCAGAUUAUGUACCCCUUUGGAACGUCUCGGACACCUCUGCACCAGCCUCCUACUCGUACUCGGCGCAAUCCUCGAGUCCUGACUCGCUCGAGCAAGGCUUGGACAGCCUCUCGUUUCUUUCGGCUUCCCCUUUCAAUUCCGAUGCCUCGCUUUUCUCACCUUACCGCAUUCCCGUCAAUCUUCUCAACACCAGCUCACACGCAUUCAACGCACGCGUGGACUCCCUAGCGAAUGGCUCCCUUGGCAGCUCAGGUCGCUUCGCCUCGGCGUCCGAAUGUCAUUCCGUUAUUGCUCCUGACAGAGACGAGACCGACUCGCUCGACCAGCAUCCGGAUGAGACCACCACUUCAACAUGGCAGCCAUUCGCGUCGUCCUCCAAGUCGUCGCGCUCGUCACAUAGCUCAUCUUCCUCGUCCUCGCGACCCCCAACCCCAACUGUCUCUGCACGCCCAAGCCUCGCAACUUCAACCGCUCAGCAGGACUCGUCCGGUGGUCAUGGCAGCGGUUCCAGCACUCCCACGCAGAACAACUCCCUUUCGCCGUAUCAGAUUGAGACUGCGCUUCUCGGACCGACCUCUGUCCUGACCACAGCAGCACGCGGCAAUUUCGACCAACGUCGUGGAGCAGCCGCAGCGGCUGCAGCCGGACCGUCGGACGCUUCCGAAUCUUCGUCGCUCUGGACAAGCUCAUUUACUUCGCCAAAGCAGCGCAGGCUCCACUACUCCUUUGAGCACGGCGCCUACGGCAUUCCCAAGCGUCACCCGUGGGCCGCUGUGCGCGGCAAUGGCAAGCGUGUGCAAGCGGCACCUAAGCCAGUCGCCCGAUCCGGUGCCGUUAGCAUGCUCGCCGCUGCCGCCGAUUUCCUGACUGGCUCGACUUCAGCCUCCGGACCAGCCACGCCGAAAGAGAAGCUGGGAGGCGAGAUGGUCGUCGGCGAAGACGGCCGCCGUCUCGGACUAAAUUCUCCCAUCCGCGAGCACGGCCGCAUCGUUCAGGAUCGACUUCAGUCUGUGCAGGUUGGCGAAGACGCUUAUUUCUUGCGACCCGAUUCCAUCGGUGUAGCAGAUGGCGUGGGCGGGUGGGCAUCGCGCGCCGGAGCAGAUCCAGCACUCUUCUCUCGCCUUCUCAUGCACUUCUGCGCCGCCGAGCUCAGCAAAUUUGACAGUCUCAGCGCUGACGAGCUUGCGGCUCAGGGCGGCAAGAAGCUGCGAGAGUGGGAGCAGCUCGACCCGGUCGAAGUCAUGCACGUUGCCUGGGAGCGUUGCGUUCGCGCAUCACGACGUGAGGGUAUUCUCGGAUCAUCAACGGCACUUCUCGCGGUGCUUAGGGGUGACGAGCUACGCAUCGCCAAUCUGGGGGACUGUGUCCUGCUCAUCAUCCGUGCCGGCGAACUGCUCUUCCGUUCCACUGAGCAACAGCAUUCCUUCAACUUCCCGGUGCAGCUCGGCAUGAUGGGUCACACGGCCGAGAGUGUCACCAUCGCAGCCAACCGCACCUUGUCACGCGACGGAUUCCUGCAGUCGGGCGCCUCAGACGAUCUCGAUGACAACGCUCCCAAUCCGCUUGGCACGACCACAGCCGCAUCGAUGGAUGAAGCGCGCAAGGGAGUCCCCGGCGCCGCCGCAGCCUCCGACGGCGAGGACGACGAAGAAGCUGAAUGGGACGAGCCGCGUCGCGAUGCCGGUCGAUGGGCAGUCAAGGUGCAGAAGGGCGACAUCAUCAUCGUAGGCAGCGACGGGCUGGUGGAUAAUCUGUUCGACGAAGACAUUGUAGAAGAGGUGCUAAAAUUUGCUCCUCCGCCCAGCUCACUUCAACCGAUUCCCGAAGACGAUACGGUCUCGCUCGAAGACGGCAAUCGAGCCAUCGACGGACAGGACGAAUACCGCCUCCCGGACGACUUUUGCCCUCAGCUCGUCUCCGAGGCAUUGUGCUCGCGUGCCAAGGCCGUCUCGGAGGACUCGCGAGCCGUCAGUUCGCCGUUCCAGCAGCGAGCCAUGGAAGAAGGUCUGCAUUAUGUUGGUGGUAAGCACGACGAUAUUUCGGUAGUCGUCGCGGUUGUCGGUGACCCCUCGGAACGACUCAGCCGCGCCGGCUACACGAUUGGACACGAGCAAGACAGCGGUUCGGACUCGGUCGGUGUUCAGCACUCGGCGUCCAUGACCGCCUAG
Pseudozyma hubeiensis SY62 is the source of this 2958-nucleotide messenger RNA. RefSeq lists its product as hypothetical. The record is from RefSeq and is a predicted model, not a curated record. The coding region runs from base 1 to 2958 and encodes 985 amino acids. The transcript has a single exon. NCBI's taxonomy places the organism in Eukaryota, Fungi, Basidiomycota, Ustilaginomycetes, Ustilaginales, Ustilaginaceae.